AUGGACGGUGCUAGGUGGUUGGCGAAUACGGCCACGCUCGGCCAGCUCACCUCCAAGGUGAAAAAUGCCCCUGACACCGACCUCUCAGAUACGUUGAAGCAGUUAUCAGUCUCGUAUCCCAAGUUGAUUGAGAGUCUCAGGGUGGCGGCGAGCGAGUCCGAGGACAGUUCGAAUCAUCAUACAGAUGCGUCUGAUCAGAGAACCCCCGACCCGCUCUACAUCCAAGACGGUGGCGCCAUUGAAGUCAUCUGUGAUCUGAAAGGCGGGAUCAAAGAAUUACUGGCUGGCAACGACGCUGAUCAUGAGCUCACGUCCCCGCCUUCGGAUCAAGCGUCCCAGAUCUCAUUGACAGCACUUCACCAGGCCCUCCGAUCUGGUACGGUGCUACAAUUGCUUCACAACAACUGGGUGGUUAGCAUUGGAUCAGCUUACGUAGUCAAGAUUGGGUCCGACAUCGAUCUCGACCACAUCGACAACUUGAGUUACAUCAACGAACACGUUCCAGAGAUGCCGACCCCUCAGGUAGCUGGGGCCUUUCGCCAAAGCCGGUGGACUUUCACCUUCCUGUCCCGUGCCGAGGGCGUCACGUUGGAGGAGGCGUGGCCGGACCUCACUGCAGCCCAAAAGACGUCCGUUCAACACCAACUCGCGAACUACUUCCAGAUCCUUCGCGCCAAGCAUCCGACCAGCCAACCGUUACGCAUCUGCAGUUUCCAGACAGGCACAUGCAAGGACCUGCGGAGACUUCAGCGUGUUUCUCCCACCGCCAUAUACAGUGAGUCCGAGUUCAACGAGUUCCUCUGCCAAAGCCCAGGCAGAACAGCUGGGCCUUGGAUAUCCAUGGUCCGGUCCUUCCUACGACAAGAUCAUCGCAUUGUGAUGACGCACAGCGACUUGCACCCUCGGAACAUCAUGGUCACUAUGGAAACAUAUCACGACGAGAAGUCGACCAUAAACGUAUCAUCAAUUUUGGAUUGGGAGCUAGCUGGAUGGUACCCCGAGCACUGGGAGUUCGUCCGAGCUCUAAGCACAAUCGACACUCGAGGACCUUUGAAAGACUGGGUCGAGUAUCUUCCGUGGAAAGCCAUCGGCAGGUACCCUGUCGAGUAUUCGCUGGAUUGCCUGAUUGGGCGUUGGGUGGGAUGA
Thyridium curvatum is the source of this 1146-nucleotide messenger RNA. RefSeq lists its product as uncharacterized. The record is from RefSeq and is a predicted model, not a curated record. The transcript has a single exon. The coding region runs from base 1 to 1146 and encodes 381 amino acids. NCBI's taxonomy places the organism in Eukaryota, Fungi, Ascomycota, Sordariomycetes, Thyridiales, Thyridiaceae.